Aspergillus pseudotamarii is the source of this 1796-nucleotide messenger RNA. Its product is annotated as Zn(II)2Cys6 transcription factor. Gene Ontology annotation, molecular function: DNA-binding transcription factor activity, RNA polymerase II-specific; transcription cis-regulatory region binding; zinc ion binding. The coding region runs from base 164 to 1645 and encodes 493 amino acids. The record is from RefSeq and is a predicted model, not a curated record. The transcript has 2 exons. Gene Ontology annotation, biological process: positive regulation of transcription by RNA polymerase II. NCBI's taxonomy places the organism in Eukaryota, Fungi, Ascomycota, Eurotiomycetes, Eurotiales, Aspergillaceae. Gene Ontology annotation, cellular component: nucleus.
AAAAGGAUAACCGACGUUAUCUGUGGACCCACUGCCUAACCAUAUAGGGAAUAGCUCAAUGUGAUCCAUACUCACCAUUCCAUUAACAUGGACAUCGGAUCCAACGACAUCCCUUGUAUCCUCCCUCCACUGCCAUUAAACAAAGGAUUGGCCAGAAGCUACCAUGCAUGGGGUACUCCAAUUCAAGAGCACCAACGGAGAGGGGUCUUUCCGUCCUUACCGACGAAGGAAUGCCAAGAGGACUAAAUCCGGGUGCCUAAGCUGUCGGGUUCGGCACACCAAAUGCGAUGAGACUAAACCAAUCUGCGGCGGCUGUGUGCGCAAUCAUUUGCUCUGUACCUGGCCCAACUCGGGAAAGACGAUCAUUACUUCGGCGUCCGCGGGAUCCGGCCGCCCCGAGCAGUCUCAGAAUGCAACAUCACUGCGUCGUCUCUCCCCGAACCGUGCACUAUCGCUUUGGCCUCGGCUCAAUGGGCGGUCGGGCGAACAAAGGCUACUUCAGCAUUACAUCGAGAGGUCAGCACAGAGGCUAGUAAUAAGAGAUGUCAUCAAAAACCCCUUUCUUACCUAUAUGCUGCCUUUGGCGCAGCAAAAUGACGGGUUCCUUCAUGCCGUCUUUGCCAUAAGUGCUUCUCACCUGUCUUAUGAUGAUCAACAAUCACACAUUGUCGCGCUUUCCCAUUAUGGGGUUGCGCUACGGGCAGUCAAAUAUCUUAUCACAGAGUAUGGAAGUGGGUACAAUCGUAACCCCAUGGUGAUAGUAAUGUUGCUACUAGCGUUGUGUACUUUUGAGAUAAUAGACGGAGACACAAAGGGCACCGUGAUGCAACAUUUACUACCAUGUUGUGCCCUGUUGGCGUCACAGGAUAACCUCUUAGACACAGUCGAUGAAGAUUGCGCAUGUUUCAUCGCAGAGCAGUAUAUGUUUCUCAGUAAUGUCAAUAGUCAUAUCGGUCUUGGCCCCAUAAAAGCCAGCAGCUCGAGACCCACCGAGAGCCAAAGUUUAGAUCUUUCACCACUUUCAUACCGAGCUUAUUAUCGCGGCCGAUGUUCCGGGUGCGCGUACGAACUAUUUGAAAUGAUCCCACCAAUUGCUGCUUUCGCCGAGAAACCAACCAUGUCUUCUCCCCGACACCGUGAUCCAGAUAUCAUUGGGGAGUUCCACUCCCUCGAACAGCAAGUCCUACUAUGGGCAGUACCAGCACCAUGGGAUGGGCAAAGUCUCCCCAAUGGGCCUGACGCAGACGAGAUAGCUGCUGCGAUCUUUCAGCAGAUGGCCUUACUUAUAACGCUGCGGUGUGCACUAAAUGGUCCAGGGGUGCCGUCACCACCCAUUCGAGAUCAGAUCUGGUGUUGUGUAUCUGAGGCCAGGCGACUAUUAAAAACCAUAUCGCCGUCGAGUUAUGCAUGGGGAACACUUCUUUGGUCACUGUUUCACAUUGGAUCGUGUAUUACCGUCCAGGAAGAGCAGAGUGACUAUAUUGCUACUUUUAUGACCAUGGAAAACAAGCUUCCUGUCUGUACUAGUCUAAUAUCUAUCCUGUCCAAAUUAUGGGAUGCCAUACGUCAGGAUGGGAGGUAUUAUGGCCCUUAUGGAAUUAGGAAAUUCCUCGCGCGGGAGGGAAUCAAGCCGAGCCUGGGAUAAUGCUCGGCAUGUCGACAGUGUCAUCGCCCGCUUAUUAGCAUGCUCAUGGCGAGCAUUUUCCAAACAGAACAGCUUUCCAUGUAGCUGCUACAGGCUCCCACACGGGAACCGUUGAUCUUCUGCUAAAAAAAAAAAUUAAAAUAAAGACUGA